AUGGCCCAGAAUAAAUUUCAAGUCUCGCGAUAUGAGAUAGGGGAAUUCAAAGAGGAUAAGUGGUACUGUGGCUGUGGCGACCUUCCCAAGAAGCUCACCUCCAAAACAGACCUCACCGGGGGCGAUAAAUUCCUGCGAUGUCCCAAUACAGAUGACUGUGGGUUUUUCCUUUGGGAAAAGGAUGAACCCACAGCAAGGGUAUCGAACUCCUCACCCCGGACCCCCCAACAAAAUCGAAGACGAAACCCAGGCUUGCUUACUCCACUAUCCGGGAAAAAUGCUCAGGGAGGACGUCAAACCUUGAAUUUUGAAUCGUCACUUACCUCUCCAACACCAAAACGACAUUUUGAUCAGGCGGAGGUGCUGGAUGAGCCACUUUUAACGGAGAUUCUCGAGCUUUUAGCAUCUGCAAAUAUUGAGAUCAAAGCUUCCACGGAACUACAACUACGACAUUUAGUCAACAUGAAAGUUGCAACAUAUGAAACCAAAUUAAGGACAUGCGAGACCACCAUCAAUGACCUCAGAAGUAAGAUGGUAGAAAUGGAGAGCUAG
Messenger RNA from Penicillium argentinense, 552 nucleotides. Its product is annotated as GRF zinc finger domain-containing protein. Gene Ontology annotation, molecular function: zinc ion binding. The transcript has 2 exons. The record is from RefSeq and is a predicted model, not a curated record. NCBI's taxonomy places the organism in Eukaryota, Fungi, Ascomycota, Eurotiomycetes, Eurotiales, Aspergillaceae. The coding region runs from base 1 to 552 and encodes 183 amino acids.